Messenger RNA from Didymodactylos carnosus, 221 nucleotides. NCBI's taxonomy places the organism in Eukaryota, Metazoa, Rotifera, Eurotatoria, Philodinida, Philodinidae. The record is from the annotation of a GenBank genome assembly.
AUGGUAGAGCAAUUCCGUGAAGAGUACAUGAAUUUGAUCAAACUUACUGAUCAAAAACUCUUGAGCUCUUAUGUAAGUAUUUAAAGAAUGUCGCCUACACAGAUUUAUGUAACAGUGCUUCGCCAACAUCACAUUUAGCCUGGGACUUGAAUUGUAAUAACUGCGCUGGUGGUACAAGCGGAAGUGUUGCCAACAGCAGUACUGUAUCUAACUCAGAACAC